AUGGUCUUCCCGGGCCGCCUGAGCACUGGUUGCAAGCUGUGUCGCCGCCGCAAGGUCAAGUGCGACGAGACGAAGCCUGGAUGCAACCGCUGUGCUGUCUACGGGCGACCCUGCCCGGGCUAUGGUGACAACUUUCAGUUUCGUCCCCAGGAGGCGAAGAUCAAGAAGGCCGUCUCGUCAAAGUCACGCGGGCCUGAUACAAAACCGAGUGCCACUCCAAACGUGAAGCAGAGGCAUGACAGCACUGCCAGAGACAGCGGAGAGAGUUUUGCUGGCAAAUUGACGAGCCAGCCGGCUGGUUUUGAGGAAGUGGUCUUCAAGCAGGAGCCAUUACAGAGUGACCAGAGUGACCACGUCGUCUCGCGGAAGCCAACGCUCAAGCUUGAACAGUGGCAGCCAGAACACCAGUUCUUCGUCACGCCAUUGCCAGCCCCGCAGCAGCGGCGACACUCGCACCAGCAUCAGCCACCUCGCCGGCAUCGCCAGCACGAGCAUCAUCCGUCGCGAAACCAGCCCCAGAAUCUCGAGCUGAACUUCGCCUCGAGCUAUCAGCAAUGGCUCGAGGCGCCUCUGCCCUCACCGCCACCGACGCAAUGUCGUGAGCAGCAGUCUCUAUGCUACUUCAUGAGCCGCUUCGUCGCUCGCAACAUGUCCGACCCCUUUCCGGGACACUUGAGCUUUCUGUAUGAUUUGUAUGAUGGGGACCACAUGUCGUCGCUCGAGCUGGCAACCCUCAGCGCGGCCGAGAUGACAGCCUACAACAAGUUUGGGGUCCCGGAAAUGAAGCAGCGCGCGUACAGGCAUCGAGGCGCGGCCUUGCGAGCGUUGUCUACGUCGUUGGGCAGCUCGGACCGGAAUGUGCGGUUUAGUGACAAGACCAUUGGGACGGUCUUGUUGCUGGCUACAUUUGCCGACAUCAAUGGCGAGGGUGCAGCUGGAGAUGGCGGCCACGCAGCUGGCCUGCACUACCUGCUCGAGCAAAGAGGCAAGGAGCAGCUCAUGACCAAGACAGGAUCCGAGAUAUUCUUCCUUGGCGUCAUGAGGCUGCACAUACACGCAUUCGUCACCAACGACUUCUCAUAUGCCGACCCUGGCGGCUACUCGGAGCUCAUGCAGGAUGUAGACCCUCUCUGGCGUGGACGAGCACUCGUCUGCAAGAUCCCGCGGCUGCGCAGUGCUCUGAGCGAUCAUCUCGAUGCUAUGGCGAAGAGGUACGAGCUUGAGACGGACGGGAAUGACAAUGCCACACAACCAAAAUCACGAGAGACAUCGCCAGUGCGUGACGAAAGCGCGCUGCCGCUGCCACCAUUGCAGGAGGACGACAUCCAAGAGAUCAUGAUUCUGUACAUGGGCUGCAUGAAAGUGCUCCAUGAGCUGAACGAGUGGGACCAGACCAUCGCGACAUCCCCGGCCUUCAACCCAGACAUUGCCGAGGUCAGCACGCCAGACCUCAACAGUCCAAUCAGUCCGUUGAGCGCCAAGCCGCCGUCUAACUCGACGAGUUUUGAUGGCACAUUCUCAUCCCAUCCACAGAAACAGCCUCUCCCCAAAAGAUACGACACGGGCACAGCAUGCACAGUGAUCCUGCUCAAGUCGUCUCGUGUCAUGCUCCUGCUCAAACUGCUUGCGUACUUCAAGCAGCUCAAGGACUGGGUCGUCGCGUACCCGCGACUGCUCGGCGACCCAGCCAACCCUAACCCACUGCUCGCGGCCGUCUUCUCAGACCCCUCGGCGAGCAUGGCGGACAUUGAGAAGAUGCUCGACGACGUCCGGGAGAGCUUGAGUGAGAUUGAGCGCUGCGUGCCGUUCGCCGUCGGCCACGAGGAGGAUGACCUUGACGGGAUCGCGAGUUUCCAAGAAGGCGGUGGCGGGUUCUACGCACGCACUGUGGGCGGCAUUUCCGGCAAUACGAGGAGGCUGGCGACGAACCAGGUCGAGGUCGCUGCAGCCGCACUGAUUAUUAUGCACUCCCUCAUUCUCGUCGCCAUGUGUCCGUACUCGACGCCGGCGCAGAAGAAGAUGAGCGUGGACGUGCUGAGCCGCAUGGACAAGAACAUGGGCAUCCGGGCUGCGCGGCUGCGGCUCAAGGAGUUGACCGAGACCAGACCCCGGGGGCUGCACUUUUGA
Molecule: messenger RNA, 2127 nt
Organism: Microdochium trichocladiopsis
Lineage: Eukaryota; Fungi; Ascomycota; Sordariomycetes; Xylariales; Microdochiaceae
Exons: 4
Coding region: 1-2127 (708 amino acids)
Biological process (GO): regulation of DNA-templated transcription
Molecular function (GO): DNA-binding transcription factor activity, RNA polymerase II-specific; zinc ion binding
Source: RefSeq, a predicted model, not a curated record